UUCGUUUUGAAUCGCUGCGAGCGAGAAGCAAAUCCCCAAAAUCCCCAAUUCCCAUUCCACUUCCACCACCGCCCCUCGCCGGCGCCAUGGCCGACCACGACCUCGACGACGCCGCGCUCUGGGCCUGCGUCGACACCGCCGCCCAAGCCUCCCAGAGGGGCCUCCCCAAGCCCCCGCCCUCCCCCGCCAUCUCCCGGUGCGGCCCCGUCGACGACCCGCACCGCGGCGAGGUGCUGCAGCCCGCCCGCCCCUACAAGCUCCAGCGCAUCGCCUCCCACGCCCACGCCCACGGCCACGCCACGCCGCCUCCGCCCUCGCCUCCUCCGCCCUACAUGGCCCCCGACGCCUCCAGGGGGUUGAUGCUCGUCCAGCACCCGCGCCCCGAGCUGCCCUGGGUCACGGAGCCCAACGCCGCGAGCCCCGUCGCCGCCGCCGCCGCCGCCGCGCACAGCCUCUUCCCCGCCGCCGCCGCGUCCGUGGCCAGCUUCAGAAAGUACCAGGAGGUUUCCCUCUAGAUUUUAGACAAAGGCGACCACACCAUGAUCAGUGGGAAUCCAUACAUAAAGAAAUCAGGGUGGAGAAAAUUAUCGUGCUUCUACAAUAUCUCAUUUGAAAUCAGGGACCACUCUAUUGAGUACGAUGACAGCCACAGUGUCAACAGUGCUCAAUUUCUUGUCCGAGCGUCUAUGCAAAGUGGCAGGUUCUCAGAUGGUUGGGGUUCAUGUGAUCGACGAGAAAAAAGAUUUAACAAGCCAAACCAUGAUAUCCCCAGCACAGCUGAAACCAGAGCUAAGAACAAAGCUUGUCAGGAUCUUCUUGGCAUUGGCCAUAGCCGUACAGGAUGAGGCAUUGGUCCAAGGUCUGAUUGGGAUACUAGUAACUCAUCUGUCCUGUUAAACUGAAGACGGUAACUGCGGUGUAAAAGUGCCUUACGCAGGACCAGACAUGACACUCGUUUUAGAUGCUCGGAAAAUUAGUUUUGUGUUGAUUGUUGCGGUGGUAGCUACACAGACACUCCCAUACAUAGUAGCAAAAUUUCAGUAGCAAACACGAGGCGGUCACUUGGUAACUCAGCCAUUGUGGAUUUCUGUAUAUGCUAUAGCUUCUGGACCAAUUUAGUCAUAGCCAUUGUGGAUUUCUGUAUAUGCGAGAGCUUUCGGACCAAUCUAGUCCUAGUACAUGUGGGAAUCAUGCUUGUCGACCUACUGGAUAUAUUGCUCGUCUUAAUAUAAACAGAAGGCUCGGGACAAGGAUUUUGUGCA
Messenger RNA from Lolium perenne, 1262 nucleotides. RefSeq lists its product as uncharacterized. The record is from RefSeq and is a predicted model, not a curated record. Lineage: Eukaryota; Viridiplantae; Streptophyta; Magnoliopsida; Poales; Poaceae.